UCUUUGCCAGCUUGUCAGGGGGGUGAGGCGACACUGCCUUCAGAAACCUGUGAGAGUCGCAUCUGAUCAGAGGUGAUACUAGCCGGAGAGAAACGCUUUAUCCAGCUUCCAGGGCUGCUGCCGUCAUGUCCAGAGACACAAAGACAACAACGGGAGAGGAGAUUAUGGAGUCCAAGGUAAUGUGGUACCCAGACUCCAAGAAGAAUACCCAGAUGGACAAAUUCAGAUCAGAGGUGAACAGAGAUUUUGGAUUGAAACUGGCGAACUACAAUGAGCUGUACCAGUGGUCUGUGGAGAACUACCCGGAGUUCUGGGCAGAGGUGUGGCGGUUCUGUGGCAUUGUGUGCUCCUGCAUGUAUGAGGAGGUGGUUGACCGGACAAAGAGAAUCUCUGAUGUUCCUGAAUGGUUUAGAGGCAGCCAGCUAAACUACGCCGAGAAUCUACUGAAGCAUAAGGAUCAGGACAAAAUAGCUCUGUAUGCAGCAACGGAAGCGAAGGAGGAGAUCACCAAGGUGACGUUCAGGGAGCUGAGGCGAGAUGUCGCGCUCUACGCUGCUGCCAUGAGGAAGAUGGGGGUGAAGACGGGGGACAGGGUGGUCGGUUAUCUACCCAACAGCAUUGACGCCGUGGAGGCCAUGCUGGCAACAGCGAGUAUCGGAGCCAUCUGGAGCUCCACUUCCCCCGACUUCGGGGUCAACGGAGUCCUGGAUCGGUUCUCCCAGAUCCAGCCCAAACUCAUCUUCUCCGUCUCUUCGGUUGUGUACAACGGCAAGGAACAUGACCACAUGGAGAAACUCCAGAGCGUAGUCAAAGGGUUACCUGACCUGAAAAAGGUGGUAGUGAUCCCGUAUGUCCGUUCAAGAGAUGCUACAGAUCUCUCCAGAAUCCCGAACAGUGUGUUCCUGGAAGACUUCUUGGCCAUGGGAAAAGAAGGAGACCAGGAUCCACAGCUGGAGUUCGAGCAGCUGCCCUUCAGUCACCCUCUCUUCAUCAUGUACUCCUCAGGAACCACCGGGGCACCGAAAUGCAUGGUCCAUUCUGCAGGGGGCACCCUCAUUCAGCAUCUGAAGGAACACAUUCUCCAUGGCAACAUGAGCAGCAGUGAUGUCAUCAUUUACUACACCACUACGGGCUGGAUGAUGUGGAACUGGUUGAUGUCUUCUCUUGCCACCGGCUCCUCGGUGGUGUUGUACGAUGGCUCUCCACUAGUGCCGACUCCCAACGUGCUGUGGGACUUGAUUGACAGACUAGGAAUAACUAUUUUUGGCACCGGGGCCAAGUGGUUGUCUGUACUUGAGGAAAGGAACCUGAAACCAGCUGAAACCCAUAACCUGCACACACUCCACACCAUCCUGUCCACUGGCUCUCCCCUCAAACCUCAGAGCUACGAAUAUGUCUACAAAGACAUUAAGAGUAACAUUCUGCUGGGAUCCAUCUCAGGUGGAACAGAUAUUGUUUCCUGUUUUAUGGGGCAGAACUUCACAAUUCCCGUGCACAAAGGAGAAAUCCAAGCCAGGAAUUUGGGAAUGGCGGUGGAAGCCUGGAACGAUGAAGGGAAGCCUGUGUGGGGAGAAAGUGGAGAGCUGGUAUGUCAGAAGCCCAUUCCUUGUCAACCAACCCACUUCUGGAAUGACGAGAAUGGAAGCAAGUACCACAAAGCCUACUUCUCCACCUUCCCUGGUGUUUGGGCUCAUGGGGACUACUGCAAAAUCAACCCUCAGACAGGAGGCCUUGUGAUGCUGGGGAGAAGUGAUGGUACUCUGAACCCCAAUGGUGUACGAUUUGGAAGCUCCGAAAUCUAUAACAUUGUGGAAGCUUUCGAGGAAGUGUCCGACAGUCUUUGCGUCCCCCAGUACAGCAAAGACGGGGAGGAGAGAGUGAUCCUCUUUCUAAAGAUGGCACCCAAGCAAGCCUUCGGGCCGGAGCUGGUGAAGAAGAUUCGAGAUGCCAUCCGGGUGGCACUAUCGGCUCGUCACGUCCCCGCUCUCGUCCUGGAGACCAAAGACAUUCCGUACACGAUAAGUGGGAAGAAGGUGGAAGUCGCUGUCAAGCAAAUCAUUGCUGGAAAAGAAGUUACCCAGCGUGGGGCAUUCUCCAACCCUGGCUCAUUGGACCUGUAUAAGAAUCUGCCAGAGCUGCAGAACUUCUAAAGACAGCUGCCUGGGACAGGAUAUAAGAGAUGAAGGGG
Messenger RNA from Polyodon spathula (Mississippi paddlefish), 2188 nucleotides. RefSeq names its product acetoacetyl-CoA synthetase-like. The transcript is spliced from 18 exons. Gene Ontology annotation, cellular component: cytosol. Bases 126 to 2150 code for a protein of 674 amino acids. Lineage: Eukaryota; Metazoa; Chordata; Actinopteri; Acipenseriformes; Polyodontidae. The record is from RefSeq and is a predicted model, not a curated record. Gene Ontology annotation, biological process: positive regulation of insulin secretion; lipid metabolic process. Gene Ontology annotation, molecular function: acetoacetate-CoA ligase activity.